GUACUCUAGCCCAUUUGGCUAGCUUUCUAACUUUGUCACAACGCUUUUGCUGUUAUACGCUCGGGCUAGGGUGACCAUGCCUUGUAAGAUUGCAUCCUAAGUGACUCUUACUUAUGACACUUCCAUCCUUCGAAUAUUUCCUGCAAAGGCCUUCAUAGCCAUGCAAGCAUAAAUUGAAUUACCAACAUCUACUGAAUAUUAUUCCAAGCUAUCUUGAUGUCAGUGGCCGCUUUCACGGGGUGGUCACUGUCGUGGCCGACUCGCCUAGCGCCACAAGCGCAAACCUCGGUGUCACUUCUUCAUGUCCUUAAUGCUGAGGCCUUAGCCACAUGCGAGUCCCUUUGUGGCGCACGGGACUCGGCCGCGUGACCAGCCGGAACCCCAGCCAGGCAUCCCUGACACCAUGGCGCUCGCACAGCUUGCCGCCACACCGUCUAUGUUGGCUAAUGAGUCCACCGCGGAGGCCUUAAGCCCUCAGCACACACUAGCAGUUGAAGUCUCAGGCAGCGGUGCACGCAGCCGGUCAAGCUCCCCGCAAACGGUUGCCCGCAUUGAGCCUGUCAUCCUGAAAACGAACAGCGUGGACCCCGUCAUCAACUACUUUGACUAUGGCGCCACUAAGGAGACCCUCAUUCGCGUUCCGGAGCUGCACCGCCACGUCCUCAGUACGGCGUACGACACAGAGGGCGUACGGCAGGUCUCCCACGUCAGCGCCGUAUCGCACCCCCUGCAGGGUCCCGUCGACUAUGCAGUCGCGGCCAUGCCUACAGCAGGCGGCAACACCGCGCCCGGGCGUUCCCCUUACCUAGAGCCGCUGCCGACCCGGAAACGCAGUUCGCGAGCUGCAUCCCCAGCUGAAAUUCCCGGAAUGCCGAUGCCGCUACGGCCGCUGGCGUCGUUAGCUGGCAGCGGUGGCGUCGGCAGUGCUGCCGCCGCCGUACGGCGGGCUCGCCGGCACGUGGAAGUGCUUUCACCCCAGGUAACGCCGCCGAUGCCUGGGCCGUCGUACGGCAGUAGUGUGAGCUCGCCGUACGAGCGCAGUAGCACCGCUGGCGCCGGCGCCGCCGCCAGCAGCGGCGGCAGCAGCGACAGCCGUGCUGUCAGUGGCAUAGCAUCGCUUUACGCGCCCCUGCCGGGCCAGCAACAGCAGCAGCCAGCGCUGCUGCAGCCGCUUCAGGAGGCGGAAGCAGCAGCGGCGGAGGCGGCAGUUACGAGCAAUGACGAUGGCGAGGAGGACGGGGAGUACGGUAGCGGCGGAGGCGGCAGCAGCAGCGGCGGCGACAGCCUCCGUCACUACUACCUCAGCCGCUAUGCGCCGCCGCUGCACCUGCCGCCGCCUGAGCCCCAAGCCGGGGAACAGCACCCGCUAGAUACCACCGGUCAGGCAGCGGAGGGCGUCAAUGGCGCCGGCGCCGAUGUAGCAGCAACAGCAGCAACAACAACAGCUGCUGCUCCUUCCGACGGUGUGGCCCUAGCGGACUACCUGCGCCAGCUGCAUCAGCACCCUGCUCAGCAAUACCAACACCAGCAGCAGCAGCAUGACGCCAGCCAGCAGCAGCACCAUCACCGGAGCAGCAACAGCCUGCGCCGGCCGCCCGGACAAGCCGCCAGCUUCUCCCACCCUGACACGCCAGCCGUUGGCGUCAGCAACAGCGUCAGCGGCGGCAGUAACAGCGGUCCGCUGCCCUCCCUGGAUGCCUCCCUGCCGCCUCCGCCACCUCCCCCGCCGCAGGCCGCCUCCACCAUCCACUCUGCCGCCACCACCGCCACCUCCCUCCUCAGCUCGCCCCUCUCCACCGCGAGGCUGCACGCCCAGGAGCGCGAACACACCCUGUCGGACCGCUCCGCAAGCUGGCGACGUAGCCUGGCGGCGGAUGCGGGCGCGUCCGGCCUCCGCCGUUCCUCCUCCAGUGUACGAACGCGACUGCGGGGGCAGCUCUCGGCGGCGGCGGCGGCCGCAACCGGGGUGUCUAGCAGCCUGCCGACCUGGUCGCACAGCAACCACCACCACCACAGCGUGCACACGGUUGGCGUGGCGGGUAUGGAGGUACGAGCGGACUCCACAGCGCAUGCUGGGUUGGGGGGAGCGGCGGGAGGAGGAGCAGCCGGGGAGGGUGCGGAUGGGUUUUCGAGCAGCGGGGAUGGGCCGGUUAGCGGCGCGGGAGGCACCGCUGGCAGCAGCAUGGUGAACACCAACCUGAAUAACAACGGUGACGCUGGCAACAACGGCAAUUAUAACAACGGAAAGGAAGGGGGUGAGGGUACGACACGGGUACGGCUGCGAUCACGGCAGCAGCGUGUCGUAGAAGUGGAUCCGGAACUGGUACGGCAGUACACGGAGCUGCCGCCCAAGCUGUGCACACCCAACAAUGCGAGUCGACCUGUGACAAGCUCGGACUUUGCGGCGUUCAAGAACCACACUGUGAACCGUUCCGGCACUCCCAACACGCUCCGAACACCACUCGGCAGCAGCGCCGCUGCCGGCGGCGGCGGCGCCCCAGGCGGCGGGCCCGGUGCCGGCGCCGCCGAGGCCCGCGGCGUCACCCCCCUAACCGCCCUGUUGGGCCCCCCCUGGAUGCCGCCUGCCGUACGGCCCCGCUCGCCGCACCUGGGCAUCGGCGGCGUCACUGGGAGCGCUACCACCGUACCCGGGCUGUACAUCCCGAUGGAACUGGAUCCGCCUCCCAGACCGCCGUCGCGUAACGCCUCGCCGCCGCCGCAACAGCGCAACCCCACUGACCUCAGUGACGGCAUUGACCGUGCCGGCACGCCGAUGACGUCAUCAACGUCGGCGGCGGCGCCGCCGCCGCCGACGGCGUCAGUGGUGACGCAUGUGGCUCGCGCGCCGCCGGGUCACGUGCGGUGCGGUGCGGGGGAGCUUGUUCUGGACGUUAACGCCUGGUUGACGCCGGCUUCGUCGCCGGCUGGGGAGGUGUGCGGACUGUUUGGAGGCGACGACGGAGGAGAGAGUGUGGCGCUGUUGAGCCGCGUGGUCAAGGGAGUGGUGCAGUGCGAUCUGGGAUGGGCCGAGAUCUCGGAGGCGCUCAUGUUCAUGAGUACGGUGGUGGUGCAGAACGCGGUGCUGCGCUUCCCGGUGCCGCACAGGGCCAUUCUGCAGCGGUUCGCCGCUACCAUCGGCGGUACGACAAUGCUCGCGGAGGCGGUGGGCCGCGGCGGCAGCGGCGGAAUCGAGCUGGAGGAAGACGACGAGGACGACGAUCCGGGACCCGGCAAGAUCUUUUCCAAAGCCUUUGGCCGCCGGAAUCACCCGCCCGGGCCCGGCGGUCGUGCACCCGUGUUGCGUGUACCGCUCGGAAAAGUCCGCGGCGACAUUUUCGUGACGAUAUCGUACAUCGUACAGUUGGAAAGCGCGGGAAACACGUUGUCGUUGACUCACGUGUGCAAUUGGACGCCUGCGAGGACCGGGUGGCACCUGGCAAUGUCUCGGGAGCAGUUGGCGACGGGGGACGGCGGUUGGUACGGCGGUGGCAAUCCUGGACGACGAGCGCGGCAUAAACCGUCCGAUCUCUACGACUUGAGCUUUGAGUUGGAGGUGCUCAGCCACCGCGGCCUGAACCUGGUAUCCGGACCUCGCCACAUGACCAUCAAGCCCAACUAUGACGCACUGCUCAUCCAGGGGUACACCCAGGUAUGGCGUCCCCGCCACAUCACCACCGUCACAUUCGAGGUGGCGCUCCCCGUGCCCAUCCGCUCCUUCGCCAUCCUACACGACGCAAGCAAGUCCGGACCUGAAGCCGACUCCGACACCGCCCCGCGCCGUGCGGCCCCCUCCGCCGAGCCCUCCUCUGAAACCGCCCCCGCACCGCCUCCUCCCGCCUCCUCCGCCUUCGGCUCCCGCGCCCUAAAACUCGUCGUACCCCCAUCCAUCCAACUUGUCAACUCCUCCACGACACUCGGUGUCGGUGGAGCCGACGCCGGCGGUGUCGGCUCGAGCUAUGCCAUGCGCCGCGCCGGCGGUGGCGGCGCCGCCGCCGCCGCCAUGGAGCCCAAGAAGACCUCCCGCCGUCACUGCGCCGCCGUCACCUUCGUUCCCAGCAGCCAUUUCAGUCCCGCGGAGUUGGAGGAGGUGCUCGGAGAUGAGGUGGCGCCCGGACCGCGGGCGCAUGCAGCAGCGAUACGUGCGGGGCUGUCGGGCGCGCCGACGCCGGCGCCGGUUGAGUUGCUGAUUGUGGUGGACGCGUGCGGUCCCUCCGGCAUGGCCGCGCACCUGAUGCAGCUGCUACAGACGCUGUUGCUGAUCCUGCGGAGCUUGCCGGUAGCGCCGGACUUGGCGGGGAGUGGCGGG
This is a messenger RNA of Astrephomene gubernaculifera, 4306 nucleotides long. The record is from the annotation of a GenBank genome assembly. Lineage: Eukaryota; Viridiplantae; Chlorophyta; Chlorophyceae; Chlamydomonadales; Astrephomenaceae.